GAAGUCCUCUCAAUAUAUACCAUCACUCACCAAGCAAAUCUAAGCUCCUUACCUUUAAACCCAUCCAUCUUCUACCCUUCGCAACCAUGGCUUCUCGUCUCCUUCUCCUCCCCUUCCUCCUCCUCCUCCUUUCCUCCAUUGCCGCCGCCUCCUCUCCCCACAAAGGAAAGCUCAAAGAGAAACUCAGCCACCUCCACUUCUUCUUCCACGACGUCGUCAGCGGCAGCAACGCCACCGCCAUGCGGGUCAUCCAACCAGCCGGCGCCCUUGCCAGGUCUUUCUUCGGCAUAGUAACUAUAAUGGACGACCCGCUCACGGAGGGUCCCGACCCAAAUUCCAAGCCCGUGGGUCGGGCUCAGGGCAUGUACGCCGCGACGGCACAAGAUGAGCUGGGCUUCCUCAUGGCCAUGAACUUGGCCUUCACGGCGGGGAAGUACAACGGAAGCGUACUUACCGUCCUGGGCCGCAACCAGCCGCUCCACCCCGUGCGGGAAAUGCCGGUCGUCGGCGGCAGCGGGCUUUUCCGCUUCGCGAGAGGCUACGCGCUAGCCCGGACUCAUUGGCUUAAUCUCACCAGCGGUGACGCCAUCGUUGAGUAUAAUGUCCACGUCAUGCAUUAUUGAUAAUUUGUGUUCUUCUAAACUGUUCGGAGUGGGCCCACUAGUUUAUUAAAUAAGUACAUUUAAGUUGGAGGCGAGCGCCUAAAUCUGAAGAACAAACAAAAGUAGUGAUUUUAUUUUUAUUUUAUUUUAAUGUGAAAAAUUAAUUAUUGGCCUUUCCAUUUAUCAUGAA
Dendrobium catenatum is the source of this 792-nucleotide messenger RNA. Its product is annotated as dirigent protein 22-like. Lineage: Eukaryota; Viridiplantae; Streptophyta; Magnoliopsida; Asparagales; Orchidaceae. The transcript has a single exon. The record is from RefSeq and is a predicted model, not a curated record. The coding region runs from base 87 to 623 and encodes 178 amino acids.